AUGGCGUCCAGAGUUACCGAGUUAGAUGCGUCGACCUUGGACACCGACUUCCUGAAUGUGAUCAUUACGAACUUGGAAUUGUAUCUCAGCGAUGUUUCUGACUCUCCGGUUUGGACUACUGUAUACAAGUAUAUCAAACGUUCAGUACCUCUUUUGUAUUAUGUACCGCUCGUUGUAAAAGGUAAAAAUAAGGCAAAUUUCCUGAAUUUUUAAGGUUCCUCUCCUGGUCAACAACUGUUGGGUUGUCGUUUCGGUAAUUUUACUGUCCGAAAUCGUCUGUUUCUAUACUUGCUAGAGCAUUUAGCUCCUUUGGUGUUAACAGCUAUCAAAGAGGAUGUGCAUGCUCCUCAGAUUACCACAAGUGUGGAGAGGAUAUUAACAAUAACAGCGUGCCUUCAACUCGUUAACUACUUGGUUUUCUUGUCAUCAGGGGGAUCCUCAACCUUUGUUCGACGCUUUAUGGGAAUAAACACCGAGGUCAAAAAUAAUGCUCUUCAAGGUAAGUAGUAACACUCUAUUCAAGAUAUUUAUGUAAUUUUAGGCCGUUUAAACAACGCCAAUGUCAACCGGGAACUUCUUGGACACUGCCUCGCUAAUAUUUUUAUGGUGAUGAAGCCAUUUACAGAACUAGUCAAGACGUACUUUCUAAGGAAUACCCUAGUCCCUCGAAAUGUAACUACAAAUAAUGGGGUUGUUUGUUGCCAUUGUUCGGAUCUCGCUGUAGUCGCAUUAGAAGCGCAAAAAGAGAAUGGAGAAACGGUUGUAUUUUGCAACUACUGUUACUAUGUGGCAAAACAAAAACAAAGAUUUAUUUCUGUAACAACGUUUAGUUUGGCCAAAAAUUAA
Bursaphelenchus xylophilus (pine wood nematode) is the source of this 846-nucleotide messenger RNA. NCBI's taxonomy places the organism in Eukaryota, Metazoa, Nematoda, Chromadorea, Rhabditida, Aphelenchoididae. The record is from the annotation of a GenBank genome assembly.